Mobula hypostoma (lesser devil ray) is the source of this 3442-nucleotide messenger RNA. RefSeq names its product TLC domain containing 5b (gene tlcd5b). The coding region runs from base 144 to 881 and encodes 245 amino acids. NCBI's taxonomy places the organism in Eukaryota, Metazoa, Chordata, Chondrichthyes, Myliobatiformes, Myliobatidae. The record is from RefSeq and is a predicted model, not a curated record. Gene Ontology annotation, cellular component: membrane. The transcript is spliced from 3 exons.
CCGUCUUGGUCUCUAUUCUCUGUUAAAAAUAUGGAAAAGUGCAAGAAUGAUUUACAAGAAAGAAACCAAAAUCAGAAGAUUGCAGCUGCUGGUAAAGACUGAACAGCUUCUUUCCUUUGGAGGAGGCAAAACUCAAGAGUGAGAUGGCUGCGCCCCUGCUCCUGGUGCUUUGCAGUUUGAUUUGCUGGGUGUCACUCUAUGUCUUCUUCUGUCAGCUAAACCACUAUCGCAGCUACGAGUGGAACUGUCGCUUGGUAACACUUGUUCACGGCAUUCUCAUUGUCUGUCUCUCUGGAUACGUUGGAUUUAUAGAUGGGCCUUGGCCCUUUAAUCAUCCAGGGUCUCCAAACACACAGCUCCAGACUCGAGUGCUGUGCCUGUCGCUGGGCUAUUUUAUAUUUGAUAUGUGCUGGUGCGUCUAUUUCCAAACGGAAGGUCUGGUGAUGUUGUCUCACCACAGCCUCAGUAUUCUGGGCAUCAUCAUGGUGUUAGCUUUGGAGCACUCAGCUACGGAGGUCAACGCAGUCAUCUUCGGUAGUGAAAUUACCAAUCCGUUCCUCCAGACCCGCUGGUUUCUCAGAGAAGCUGGAUAUUACCACACCUUGCUGGGAGAUGCUGUGGACUUCCUUUUUGUUGUGCUGUUUUCCAGUGUGCGGAUUGGGGUGGGAGCCAGGCUGUUGUACUGUGAGCUAUCUUCCCCUGUGCCCCUCCCAAUUGUGAAGCUGGGAGGAGUUGCUAUGUACAUGGUGUCCUGGGUCUUCAUGGUGAAUAUUGCCAAGUUUGCCUGGAGGAAGAGUAGUCACAAGUACAAGGCAUGGAGAGAGCGGAGCCAACUCAGUUUACGCCCACAGAUCAACGGACACACAAAGAAAGCUUACUAAUGUUAAUUGAUCUCCAUCCUUGUCCAUCCUGGUUCCUUACUUUAUUUACAGUACAAUUUUCGAAUGCCCUUGGCAGGUGUAUUAUGUUCUCAGCAAGAAAUGCGUUGUAGGUUACUGCCGACCUGAAACUGCCUCUGAACUCAGGCACCGCCAGAAUUCUCAGUAGUGUCUCACUGUCUUUGUGUCAAUUAUAAUGCCUAUCUUGUGCUCAGCUCUGAUUUUUUUUAUUGGCUAUAGAGGUGGCACGUGUGGACCAUAAAAUCUUUGGUUGCAUGGUAACUGGUGUCCUAGAAUUCUGUUCUUCUGCUCCUCAGUUUGGGUGCAGUCCUACAACAAUGGUGACCUUAGCAGAGUGCCAAUAAUCACAUCCAGACCUAGACAAUGAAUAAGCACAAGAGAUUUUGCAAAUGCUGGAAAUCUUCAGGAGCACACACAAAAUGCUGGAGGAACUCAACAGGUCAGACAGUAUCUAUGGAGGGGAAAAAACAGUCACUGUUUCAGGCCGAGACCCUUCAUCAGGACUCCUUCCACUAGGGAGACAACAACCAGAUGUCACUUCAGUUUUUGUAGGCGAGAGCUUGCAAUCAUCUUAGAUUUCCUGUCCUUUUUGCUAUUGUCUCAUCUAUUGUUUAUCCCUGUAGAUUGCAUAAUUUUCAAUGACUUCUGUAGACCUUCAAGUAAACUUCUGAUCCAAAGAAAUCCUGCCCUUUGUGGUACUAUCAUAAUGAAUUACAGAAUAACAAGUGGAGUCUAUUUUGCACCUUGAGAGAGAGGCAAAGACUGUUGAGCUCUUGAGCCUUCUGCAUUGGAACAAUAGGAGAGUCCUUCAGUCUAUUUCACUGUAACAAGUAGGCCAUUCAGCCCAUUGCUGCUAUGAAAAUGGAGAAUAGGCCAUUCCGCCACACAAGUCUCUUAGAGAGGCACAAGUGGAGUUAGUUCACUUCCCUAACCGUAUGAAAAAACAGGAAUAGGCCUCUCAGUCCCUUGUGUACUGUAAAGAAGCACACACAGGGCAUUCAGCUCUCCACACUGUUGCGAGCUGAACAUUAAUUGGAACAUUAGUUGUUCAUCCCACACCUCAGGGAUCAGAAAGAGGCUUUUCUACCUUCGGAUUUAUGCAGUAGUUCUCACAUUCUUUAAAUGAAAUUCCAAAAUUGUUCAAUUUACACAACACUAACUAAUCUAUUCUGGGACAAGUUCAUCAUCACAUCCUUGUUUUGUACUUGCUGCCCUGUAUAUAAAGAUCACAAUCUCUUUUCCCCUCUAAUUUCAUAUUUUUCAAUCCUCAGUUCCACUUCCUAGGCUGUAUAUUUGCUCCACUUAGUCACCCUUUUCUUCUUCACUUCUAAGAAGUUUUAUACCUGAUCUUCGAUUUCCUCACUUGCAGACCCCAGUCAGUUUGGAUUGGUAACAACAUUUCCUCACAAUCUCUACCAGCACAGGAACACUGUAGGGAUGUGUACUUAGCCCCCUGCUCUACUCACUUUACACUUAUGACUGUGUGGAUAAGCACAGCUCCAAUAUCAAAUUCAAGUUUGCUGAUGACACCACUGUCGUUGGGUGAAUCAAAGGUGGUGACGAAUCAGCAUAUCGGAGGGAGAUUGAAAAUCUGGCUGAGUGGUGCUACAACAACAAUCUCUUACUCAAUGUCAGCAAGACCAAGGAGCUGAUUAUUGACUUCAGGAGGAGGAAGCCAGCAGUCCAUGAGCCAGUCCUCAUCGGAGGAUCAAAGGAGGAGAGGGUCAGCAACUUUAAAUUCCUAGCUGUUACCAUUUUGGAGGACUUGUCCCGGGCCUAGCACGUAAGUGCCAUUAUGAAGAAAUCACGACAGCGCCUCUACUUCCUUUGGAGUUUGCAAAGAUUCGGCAUGACAUCUGUAACUUUGACAAACUUCUCUAGAUGUGUGAUGGAGAGUAUAUCAACUGGCUUCAUCACAGCCUGGAGUGGAAACACCAAUGCCCUUGAACAGGAAAUCCUACAAAAAGUAGUGGAUAUGGCCCAGUCCAUCCCUCCCCACCAUUGAGCACAUCUUCACGGAGCAUUACCACAGGAAAGCAGCAUCCAUCAUCAGGGACCCCCACCACCCAGGACAUGCUCUCUUCUUGCUGCAGCCAUCAGGAAGAAUGUACAGGAGCCUCAGGACUCACACCACCAGGUUCAAGAACAGUUAUUACCCCUCAGCUAUCAGGCUGUUGAACCAAAUGGGAUAUCUUUACUCAACUUCACUUGCCCCAGCAUUGAAAUGUUCCCACAAUCUAUGGACUCACUUUCAAGGACUCUUCAUCUCAUGUUUUAAUACUUAUUGCUUAUUUAUUUAUUAUUAUUAUUAUUCCUUUCUUUUUGUAAUUGCACAGUUUGUUGUUUUUGCACACUAGUUGAAUGCCCAAUUUGGUGAGGUCUUUCAUUGAUUCUAUUUUGGUUAUUAUUCUAUUAUGGAUUUAUUUAAUAUGCCUGCAAGAAAAUGAAUCUUAGUGUUGUAUAUGGUGACAUAUAUGUGUACUUUGAUAAUAAAUUUACUUUUCCUCAAAUAUCUCACUUCACAUUUAACCCAUAGUGAAAUG